UGCUGGAAAGAGGGCAGGAGCAGGUCCGCGGUGUGCAGCGUGUGGUUAGUUCGUAGAGAGACUCCUGUAGAUUCCUGCUGUAAAGUCGCAGUUAAAUAUUCUGUCACUUCGUGGCGAAUAAUGUAUCGACGCCCUUUGCAGUAUGGCUUCAGACAAUUAUUAAGUUCGUCUCAUUGCAGCAGAACGGUUUUCGUGAAGGCCGCUGAGCGAGAUCUUGCCAAAGCUUUGUUGUCAUGUCAUUGCACAGGAACGGUACUGCAACCUCGGACACAAUGUCGAGCUCUUCACAGCACACCAGAGCACUGUGCUAUAAAACAUACACCUCAGGCUUCAGAGGAAGAAGUUGGAGCUUUCACCAAAUUUAUUGAGGCCAUGGGCUUUACAGGACCACUCAAAUACAACAAAUGGAAAAUCAAAAUAGCUGCCUUGCGUAUGUAUACUUGCUGCGUUGAGAGAAUCAACUACGAUGAGUUUUUUGAAAAGUGCUCCCUCCCUGACACGCUCAAUUCCUGGUUUUUGGUGGCACAGCUCCAUGUUUGGAUGUGUUUGGUGCGGAUGAGACAGGAAGGCAGAGAAGGAAAGUAUAUGUGUCGCUACGUUGUCCAUUCUAUGUGGGAAGAUGUAGAACAGAGAAGCAAGAUUAUGGGGAUUGAUGCUGUUCAGAGGAAGGAGAGUUUGAGGGUUAUGACCGAAACAUUUUAUGCUGCUAUUUUUGGAUACGACGAGGGAAUCCUAUCAGAUGACUGUGUUCUUGCAGCAGCACUUUGGAGGAAUCUGUUUAACAGACAGUGUGAGGACCCAAGACAGCUCGAGCUAAUGGUCGAAUAUGUCCGCAAGCAGAUGCAGUUUAUUGAUGCUCUGGAUGGGGAUGAUCUUCUCCUAACAGGAGAGGUGAAAUGGCGUCCUCUGGUGGAAGAGAAUGCACAGAGCAUCCUGAAGAUGUCCCACCCAACGUAUAAUGAUGCAGGCCUGUAAAGAGCAGUACUUUGUCAUUCUACAGUACCCAGAACAUCGUGGUUUGGAUACUUGAUUUGAAUACCCUGAAACUGCCAGUCUGCUUGGUCUCUGUCUGUCUGCCUGCCUGUCUUUUUUCUAUCUCAGUUUGUCCGUCUCCCUCUCUCAUUAAACCAGUGUACUGUAUUAGGAGUGCAUGGACCUUUUAACAUAAAAAAUUUAGGAAAAUGGAAGAUUUAACAGUUGCCUUUUAUUUACACAUUUGAAAAGCAACUAUUAUAUUUAUACUCCUUGCAAUGGCUGUAGCUCUUUCAGUAUUUCUUUUUUUUUUAUGUUUGAGGACUGUGUAUGCUUACUUGUUUGCCAGGAUUAUCAGGCUGACUGGAGAAAGAAGCUAUUUGUGUAAUCAUUAUAGAAUAAAGAUGUUGCUUUGGUAUUAAACAAAAGUGGCAGUCAG
Molecule: messenger RNA, 1411 nt
Organism: Clarias gariepinus (North African catfish)
Lineage: Eukaryota; Metazoa; Chordata; Actinopteri; Siluriformes; Clariidae
Gene: uqcc1
Product: ubiquinol-cytochrome-c reductase complex assembly factor 1
Exons: 9
Coding region: 121-975 (284 amino acids)
Biological process (GO): mitochondrial respiratory chain complex III assembly
Cellular component (GO): mitochondrion
Source: RefSeq, a predicted model, not a curated record